AUGCAGCACCAACAGCUGACGCAGCACCAACAGCUGACUCAGCACCAGCAGCUGACUCAACACCAGCAGCUGACUCAACACCAGCAGCUGAUGCCGACGGGAGCGGCUGCCCACGCCGCUCAGGCCGAGCAGGUGAACUCGCUCUUCUGGAAGCUCGUCGCCUCGGGAAUCCUGCAAGUCCAGGCGGUGGCGGCGACGGCGACCGCCGGCGUCGGCGGCACGGCCGACGACGCUCGUGCCGGGAGCGACGCUGGCGGCGCGACGGAGGAGACGUCCACCAGAGGUGAGGAGGCAUCCGCAGAGGACGACGACGACGACAUUCCGGACCUCUCCGGCUUCGCCAUCGAAGACCUCAAGCGGCGCCACGGCGGCGCGGUGCGGCGCCUCUACUCGGGUGUCCAGUGCCACUCGUGCAGCUUGCGCUUCACGGGGCGCCAGGCGAGCGCCUACGCCGACCACCUGGACUGGCACUACCGCGUCAACCGCGACAGCAAAGACCCGGGCAGCGAGGUCACGCACCGCCGCUGGUACCGCUCCUGCACGGAGUGGAUCGAGACGCCGCCGGGUGUCGCCCACGAUGGGGGCGCCGAGAAACGCCUCCCGGAGCGGCCGCAGGAGGAGGCGCCGUCCCUCUGGACGAGGGGGGGG
Molecule: messenger RNA, 648 nt
Organism: Lethenteron reissneri (Far Eastern brook lamprey)
Lineage: Eukaryota; Metazoa; Chordata; Hyperoartia; Petromyzontiformes; Petromyzontidae
Product: pre-mRNA cleavage complex 2 protein Pcf11-like
Biological process (GO): mRNA 3'-end processing; termination of RNA polymerase II transcription
Cellular component (GO): mRNA cleavage factor complex; cytoplasm
Molecular function (GO): RNA polymerase II complex binding; mRNA binding
Source: RefSeq, a predicted model, not a curated record